AUAAUUUACCUGAAUUCAUAUGGAAUAUAAUGACCUGACACGAUGAUAAGAAAGAAAUUAUCAAAUUCCAGCAAUUGACUCUGCACAUUGAUUUAUUUAAAGAAAGAAAUUCGAUUCGUUUACAAUUUUUCAACAAACUAGAGUCCACCCAACUCUUACUCCUUUUUUAGGGUUAAAAAUAUAUAUUAUCCAUUGGUCUAAAUUUACCAUCAUUUUUUAACUUAAACCCGGUUCUAUGCUCGAGAUCUCCCACGAUGAAGUGGACCCCAAAUCAUUCACUGCCAAUUUUAACGGGCAACCGGCCUAUACAGCGAAACCGGCGAUAAUCAACGCCACCACCCGCUCAGGCCGUCACGGGGGCAUUGGCGAUGACGAUGAAAAAAAUCUCUCCAUCUUGGUUGUUAACGGAUUCGAAAACCGGAAUUUUUUCAACGGGAGCGAUAACUCGGACAGCGAUACGGCUCUCAACGAGGCGGGGAAAAUAUGUAUGCUCAAAAAUGGGAAAGCUCAUUCGGAAGAAAGUGGAGAGAAUGAUUUGGAGGAGAAUGGGGAAAAGAUAGGAGUGGCUCGAAUGGGCGACGGGGAGGAACAGUCCAAGCUGGACCCGGUUUACCAAGGAUUAAUGCUCAUGGAAGAUGACUCCAUAUUUGUUGAUCAAGAUUUGGUCCUGCUGGCCAAACUGGAAGAAGCUAAUAGGGUCUUAGAGAACGAUUCCCGUUCACUUCUGGGGGGUGGAAACGGGCCCAGCAGUCAAUCGUCCACUUCCUCUCAAUGCAGUCUCCACUCUGGGCUUGCUCAUCAGAUGCCUACUUUUCAAAGUGCCACCACUCAAUCAGCACCGAAUUCGUCAUGUAAUACCCUUAAGAAUCCCGCCAAUCCAGUUCUACACGCUAACACUUCUAGCUCCCGUUUAGCGUUUAUUUUCUCUUCCUUUCCAUUAUCAACUGCUAAAACCACUCCGCUAGACGUAUGCCCAGAUCAUAAUGAACCACCCGAACCCGAGGCGACUUGGGCCGCCUGGAGCGAUCUUUUAAUGGAUUGGGAAACGCGGAGCCCCAAAAACGCCUCUCGCAUUAAAGAACUAGUACUCAGAGGGAUACCCCAACCUUUCCGGGCUAUGGCCUGGCAACUGUUGAGUGGUUCAGUCCCGCCUACCUUCCUUAGCCCCACCUCUCUGACGCCCAUUUACUCGGAAUUGCUCAAGAAACACUCGCUCUACGAGAAACUCAUUCGACGGGAUAUUACUCGCACUUACCCUGAGCACAGCUUCUUCAAGGAACCCGGGAGCGCCGGCCAGGAGAGCCUCUUCAACGUUAUGAAGGCUUACUCGUUGCACGAUCCUGAGGUGGGUUAUUGCCAGGGUAGCUGCUUCAUCGUGGGAUUGCUUCUAAUGCAGAUGCCAGAAGAGGAAGCCUUUUCGGUGCUUACCAAAAUUAUGCACAAAUACAAUCUUAGGAAACUGUUCAAACCAUCUAUGUCCGAGCUUGCUCUAUGCAUGUAUCAACUCGAGUGCUUGAUUCAAGAAUUCACGCCUGACCUGUUCAAACAUUUUCAAGAUAACAAUUUUCACGCCUCUUUAUACGCUUCCCCUUGGUUCCUAACGUUGUUUAGUUCAUCAUUGCCGCUCGAGACGGCAUUCAGGAUAAUGGACGUAUUUUUGCUCGAAGGUAUAGACUUGAUUUUCAAAGUAGCAGCGGCCCUGUUAUUCUUGAGCAAAGAGGAUUUACUUGUCCUGGAUAUGGAAGGAAUGCUGCAGUAUUUUCAAAGAGACAUUCCCAGUCGACUCGGUAAAGACCCGGAUCUACUUUUCCACGUGGCCUUCGGAUUGGUUCCAUUCAAUGAACGCAAGAUGAAGCGUAUGGAGAAAGAGUUCACUGGCAUCAAGGUCAAACAGCAGGAGGAGCUGGGUCAGAUCCGCAAACUCAAACAGGAGAACAGGCUACUCAAGCAGAGGAUCCAGUACUUGGAACAGGAGAGCGCCUCAUUGGCCGAUAAACUCAUACAGGGUCAGGUCUCCCGGGCCGUGCAGGCCGAGGAAAAUUUUUCCUUGAAACAGGACUUCAACGAGUUAAGAAAAGUUCUGGACGACAAGGACGAGAGCCUCCGAAUGGCUUUAAACCAGAUUAGCUGGAUCAAGGAGCUGGAAAACGGGAACGAAGAACCUUCUCGAGUUGACCAAAAAAAAUACGAAGAAGUAGUCAAUACUCUCCAGCAAGAACUACUGGCCGUCAAGUACCGGGAGGCUGAAUGCUUGUCCGGUUUAGACGAUUACAAUAAGAAAUACGAUCGAUUGGAACACGAAUAUCGAACCCUAAAAAUGUCGAAUGAUAGCUUCAGGCAAGGUGGGCAACAAGAACUGGAUUUUCUUAAACUCAAGGAAAUCGAGUCACAUGUUAAAUCUCUCCGACAAAAAAUUCAGGAAUUCGCCACACAAUGGGAACAAUAUGUAGCUUGGACGACAUCCCUUAACCAAACCCCCCCUUCCGCUUUACCGCUCCACUCCUCUCCCCCUCUUUUGCCGCCUUCCGACCUACUCACCUCUUCCCUUUUACAUAACUCGAGUAUAGCGGAACCUCCGCUAACUCACAACGGCGUUUAUACUUCGCUAGACCUCACCGUUCUCCACACGGACCUUUGCAGGAAAGACAAGAAAGUUCUGAAGCAGUUGAUCGAUUACCUGGUAAACCUAAAGCUAAACGAGACUAACUUUCUGUCGGAGUCGGGUGAUCUAAAGGCCCAGCUAGUUGAACUUCAGUCCCAGAUAAACGCCCAAACGAAAUCUGUCGAAAGUGCAAAUAAAAAUUUCCAAUAUUAUAGGGACAAAUUCGAAGAGUACUAUAACCGCGACACCGACACUCAAAAGAAAAUGAAAUCCUUGCAAUAUGACUUAUCCGAAUCGCAAUCUCAGUUGCAGGAAAAAUCAUGGUCACUGAAACUUCGCGAAACGGAACUAAUGGAACGCCUGGCGGAGGCUGAGGAAUCCGCUUCCCGAUUGGCUACACAAAAGCAAGAGAAUAUUUUGAACGCGUCUCUCGUAGAGGUCCCAUGCGAAAAUCCGAACGGAUCGGUCACUAACUCGGAACACGAAGAGCGGGAAGAGGAGGUGGGGUCGGACGAUCCUGGAUCUAAUCAUCCCAUCGACACUAUUUCAUUGGCUAAAACGACCGGUGGUGGGAUAGAAUUCACGGAUACUGAUUCAUCUUCCCUUAUAUCUUUGGAAGAAUCUAUGCAAAAAAUUAAACAUUCAUAAAGCUUCAUUCUCUUCUAUAGCAAAUGGCAGAUCGUAGAUUUUUAACGCUUAUCUCGGUGUAUUAUACGUCGUGAAAAUGGUUCUAGAUUCCAAAUUAUUUAAUAUGCAACAAAAAACACAACUUUAAUAAUAAUAUAUUUGU
Molecule: messenger RNA, 3392 nt
Organism: Gordionus sp. m RMFG-2023
Lineage: Eukaryota; Metazoa; Nematomorpha; Gordioida; Chordodea; Parachordodidae
Product: ecotropic viral integration site 5 ortholog-like
Exons: 17
Coding region: 236-3250 (1004 amino acids)
Source: RefSeq, a predicted model, not a curated record